AUGGCUUUGAACUCUCUUCUUACACAAUUCAAUCAAUUUAAGGUAAGCUAUAAUUGUCAAAAAUACUUUUGGUUCCUUAAUGAGCUCAUUUCACAUUGUGUGCAAAAGGAGGAGAGGUUAAAAUCAAAACGAUGUGAAAGUGUUAUUCUCACUCUAUCCUCAUCAAAAAAGGUAAAGAAUAAAGGAAAAUGCAAGGACAAACAAAUUGUUAAUAGUCUAUCUAAGAAUAAGUAA
This is a messenger RNA of Spirodela intermedia, 234 nucleotides long. NCBI's taxonomy places the organism in Eukaryota, Viridiplantae, Streptophyta, Magnoliopsida, Alismatales, Araceae. The record is from the annotation of a GenBank genome assembly.